CAAAGAGGGGCUGGCUCGUACCGGCGGCGCCUGCAGUGACCGGCUGGUGUCCGUGAGCACCCGGGUGUCGAAAACGUGGACACGAGAAGUCGUAAGAGUCAAAGCGGUGCUUUCCCUGGAAAAGCUCGACGUGUUAGGGCAUUGGUGAUUUGCCCGUAUCUCGUUGUCCGAAAGAAAUAUCGUAUCUGUCUCGUCGGCUCACGCGGUUUUCCAUGUCAACGACACGCGCGCUUCUGCCAAGGCCAGCGUGCUACGCCCCGCACAAAGCAGCCUCCACCGUCACCGUCGCCGUCGCCGUCUCCGCCGUUAAACGACCGCUCCACGUACUCGUGCCCGUCGUCGACGGUCUGUUGUUGUCUGUGUCGCAUCGCUGGUCAGACUUCUGUUCGUCGUUUUUGUGGUCAUCGCCUCGACUCGGGUUAGACUCGAGGAAGGCCGGCGAGCAUCCAAGUUCGUCCAGGGCUAUUACCAGGGUGAAGAGAAGGAGAUACGGCAGCGUCGCUCACGCCAACCUGAGAUGAGCGACCAUGGCUGCAUACACUUGAAUAAUUUCAAAGCAGCCAAGGGUAUCCAGCCGUACAAAGUGAUACACUCUUAUUUCGUGACCAGCACGUCGACCGAGGCACGCGUAAGAAAGGCUGUUAGCUGUUUAUGUCACACAUGUAAAUCAUACAAAGACCGCCUUCAUUCUUGUCUUCACUGUAUAUUCUUUGGCUGCUAUGCAAAAGGUCAUAUACAGGAACAUGCAAAGACAAAAAAGCAUUUUUUAGCUGUUGACCUUUGUUAUGGAAAUAUUUUGUGCUUCCAAUGUGGGGAUUAUGUAUACGAUAGGGAAUUAUUGGCAGUUGCUAAGGCACAGUGGAGUGAAUCUGCAAAAUCAUUGAGCUUUGGAGAAUUCUAUAGAGCAUGGGAACCGACACAAAUAGAGGCAGAAUUAUUGAGAAAACAUCCGCGCAGACGGCGUGUGGUCGAAAAUUCCACCAUAGGUCUAAGAGGACUCAUAAAUCUUGGAAGUACAUGUUUCAUGAACUGUAUUGUACAGGCGCUCAUACACACGCCGCUAUUACGAGAUUAUUUUCUUGCUGACCGUCAUCACUGCCCACAGCCGACACGCUGCCUGGUCUGUGAAGUGUCCCAUCUUUUUCAGGAAUUUUACUCCGGUAGCAAAGCACCACUGACGCUUCAUAAGCUUCUCCAUUUGAUCUGGACACACGCCAGACAUUUAGCAGGUUACGAACAGCAGGAUGCCCAUGAAUUCUUUAUAGCUACACUCGACGUUUUGCAUAGGCAUUGCGAAGCGGCGCCAAUCUUAGUGAAGGAUAAUCCACAUCACUGUAACUGUAUCAUCGAUCAAAUCUUUACCGGCGGGCUUCAAAGUGAUGUAGUUUGUCAGGCGUGCAACGGAGUGUCCACUACGAUAGACCCGUUCUGGGAUAUAUCUUUGGAUUUGGGUCCAGCGGCUAGCGCAUCGGGUUCCGAUAGUUCUGGUCCUCCUACCUCAUUAUUAGAUUGCCUAGAAAGGUUCACACGUGCAGAGCAUUUGGGAUCUAGCGCAAAAAUAAAGUGUAGUAAUUGUCAAACGUAUCAAGAGAGCACGAAGCAAUUGACGAUGAAGCAACUCCCUAUUGUGGCCAGUUUUCACUUAAAACGAUUCGAGCACUCUAGCAUUCAGGACAAGAAGAUUUCCACGUUCAUCUCGUUUCCAGAACAAUUGGACAUGACUCCUUUCAUGUCGCACAGACGAAACGGUAACAACAAUAGUGCAAUGAUGGAUGGACUGCCAAAGAAUGGGGAAGACAUGACAUUCAGCGACAAUAGAUAUUCUUUGUUCGCGGUGAUAAAUCACGAAGGAUCUUUGGAGACUGGACACUAUACUGCCUUCAUACGGCAGCAAAGAGAUCAAUGGUUUAAAUGUGACGAUCAUUUGAUUACGAGGGCACGAUUAAAAGAUGUUUUGACCAGCGAAGGGUAUCUUCUUUUUUAUCAUAAACAAAUUUUGGAGUACGGUCGAAACACCAAGGUGUAAAACGUUAGAUUGUGUAAUUAAUUUAUUUAUCACGACGAAUCAUGGGCGGUAGACUUAAGUUUUGUUUAGUAUCUUAAAGAAAAGAAAGGAAAAGAAAACAAAGAAACAGAAAAGAACUGUGUGAACAGUUAUAUCUGUUCUAAAAUUUGUUUCGUACGUUUCAUCCGACUCACGUCGGACAUGCAUGAUCUGUACAACAGAAAACAUAAAAGAAUAAAGAAACGCAGGCCUCAAAAAACGAAAUUUCGAACUCUCGUUUUGAAAUGACACCAUUAGAAAGUGCUACGGACAGAACAUAGUUUCGAAGAAGUUAGAGGAGAGAAUUUAAUGAACGACUAUACUAUUACGCUUUGAUCGUGCGAUUA
Habropoda laboriosa is the source of this 2391-nucleotide messenger RNA. RefSeq names its product ubiquitin carboxyl-terminal hydrolase 22 (gene not). The coding region runs from base 518 to 2026 and encodes 502 amino acids. Gene Ontology annotation, molecular function: cysteine-type deubiquitinase activity; zinc ion binding. NCBI's taxonomy places the organism in Eukaryota, Metazoa, Arthropoda, Insecta, Hymenoptera, Apidae. The record is from RefSeq and is a predicted model, not a curated record. The transcript has 7 exons. Gene Ontology annotation, biological process: protein deubiquitination.